Toxotes jaculatrix (banded archerfish) is the source of this 3601-nucleotide messenger RNA. RefSeq names its product procollagen-lysine, 2-oxoglutarate 5-dioxygenase 2 (gene plod2). The coding region runs from base 368 to 2638 and encodes 756 amino acids. Gene Ontology annotation, biological process: peptidyl-lysine hydroxylation. The transcript has 20 exons. Gene Ontology annotation, cellular component: endoplasmic reticulum. NCBI's taxonomy places the organism in Eukaryota, Metazoa, Chordata, Actinopteri, Toxotidae. The record is from RefSeq and is a predicted model, not a curated record. Gene Ontology annotation, molecular function: L-ascorbic acid binding; iron ion binding; procollagen-lysine 5-dioxygenase activity.
UGCGUCAGGGGUGAAUACCGUUAUCUUUCCUCCUUCACUCUCUCCUCUGUGACUUCACUUCACCGGGAGCCCAAGUGGCUGCAGUUGCAAUUAAGGAACCACGCCUGUUGCGCUCUAAUUUCCCUGAAUUGCAGUACUUAUACGAACCCUCCCUGGAGCAGAAAGAGCUGUCUCUCAAGAACCGCUUGUCCAGAAAACGUGAUAUUCAUCAGACGAAUUUUUUUUUUCCUAUAUUAUUUUUUAUUAUCGCGAGAGCGAACAUUACGACCCUCCAGGGUUGAUCCUGACCACUGCUGUGCGUCUGGGAGGCGAAUAGUCCAGUCGGUCAUCCAGCGCUCUCUGACCGGGAACACGCGCUAUAACAGCAAUGGAGUACCUCAUGUUUUGUUUUGUGUUUUCAUUCUGGAUGAAGUUUGCAACUUCGGUCCUCUCUACUGAUGCACCUCAAGCUCCCGCGUCUAUUCCUAAAGAAAAAUUGCUUGUCUUAACUGUUGCGACAGAGGAAACAGAUGGCUUCCUCCGCUUCAUGCAGUCUGCAAACUAUUUCAACUACACUGUGAAGGUGCUGGGAAUGGGAGAAGCAUGGAAGGGUGGUGACGUGGGUCGUUCUAUCGGCGGAGGGCAAAAAGUCAGACUACUGAAGGAGGCUAUGGAGGCUCUGGCUGACCAGGAGGAUCUUGUUGUCCUGUCCGUGGAUAGCUAUGAUCUUGUCUUCGCUGGGGGACCAGAGGAGAUUCUCAGGAAGUUCCAGCAAGCCAAUCACAAAGUGCUUUUCGCUGCAGAGGGACUGAUAUGGCCAGAUAAGCGACUAGCUGACAAGUACCCCUCAGUCCGCAGCGGCAAGCGUUACCUCAACUCUGGAGGUAUAAUUGGCUACGCCCCGUACAUAAACAGAAUAGUUUCACAGUGGAGCCUCCAUGACAACGAUGACGACCAGCUCUUCUACACUAAGAUAUACGUGGAUCCUUUACAAAGACAAAAUCUCAAUAUGACUUUGGACCACAAGUGCCAGAUUUUCCAGAACCUGAAUGGAGCAGUUGAUGAAGUGCUUCUGAAGUUUGGAACAGACCGAGUGAGAGUUAGAAACACAGUGUACGACUCUCUGCCAGUGGUUGUCCAUGGCAACGGAAACACCAAAAUGUACUUGAACUACUUGGCCAACUAUGUCCCCAAUGCAUGGAACUAUGAACAUGGAUGUAGCCACUGUGAUGACGAUGUUGUGGACUUGUCUCAGUUAAAAGAGUAUCCAAACGUGUUGGUUGGAGUGUUCAUUGAGCAGCCAACUCCAUUUCUUCCUGAAUUCUUCCAGCGGCUGCUGACCCUUGAUUAUCCUAAGGAUAAACUGAAACUUUUCAUCCACAACAAUGAGGUUUACCACGAGAAACACAUCCAGAAGUUCUGGGAGGAGAACAGGAAUGUGUUCAACACUUUCAAGGUUGUGGGACCAGAAGAAAAUCUGAGCCAAGGAGAGGCCAGGAACAUGGGCAUGGAUCUUUGCCGCAAGGAUGCCACAUGCGACUACUACUUCAGCAUGGAUCCUGAUGUCAUGCUUACCAACAGACAGACACUGAAGCUCCUCAUUGAGCAGAACAGAAAAAUAAUUGGUCCCCUUGUCACUCGUCACGGCAAACUGUGGUCCAACUUCUGGGGAGCCCUGAGCCUGGAUGGUUAUUAUGCUCGCUCUGAAGAUUACGUCGACAUUGUGCAGAGAAAACGCGUGGGCGUGUGGAACAUUCCUUACAUGGCACAUGUAUACCUUGUCAAGGGCAGUGUCUUGAGGAAUGAACUGAAAGAGAGGAACUACUUCGUUCUGGAGAAACUGGACCCAGAUAUGGCUUUGUGCAGAAAUGCCAGAGAACUGACCAGUCACAGAGAAAAAGACUCCCCUUCUCCGGAAUCAUUCCAUAUGCUCAGGCCCCCACAGGGAGUCUUCAUGUACAUAACAAACCGUCACGACUUUGGAAGGCUCAUUUCCACAGCCAAUUAUAACAUUUCUCAUUACAACAAUGACUUGUGGCAGAUAUUUGAAAACCCCGUGGACUGGAAGGAGAAAUACAUCCACAAAAACUACACUCGAAUUUUCACCGAGAACUACUUGGAGGAGCCUUGUCCAGAUGUUUUCUGGUUCCCAGUGCUCUCAGAGAAGGCCUGCGAUGAAAUAGUUGAGGAGAUGGAGCACUACGGUUCAUGGUCUGGAGGCAAACAUGAGGACAAGCGAAUCGCCGGGGGUUAUGAGACCGUGCCGACGGACGACAUUCACAUGAAGCAAAUCGGGUUUGAUAAAGAGUGGCUGCACUUCAUCCGAGAGUUCAUAUCGCCCGUCACUUUAAAAGUUUUCUCUGGCUACUACACAAAGGGUUAUGCCCUAAUGAACUUUGUGGUAAAAUACACGCCUGGCCGACAAGCGUAUUUGCGGCCCCACCAUGACUCCUCCACGUUCACCAUCAACAUCGCCCUCAAUAACAAAGACACAGACUUUCAAGGUGGGGGCUGCCGCUUCCAUAGGUAUAACUGCUCCAUAGAGUCACCAAGGAAAGGCUGGAGCUUCAUGCAUCCAGGACGGUUGACUCAUCUCCAUGAAGGCCUGCCCACCACCAACGGCACCCGCUACAUCGCAGUGUCGUUCAUAGAUCCUUGAACCAUCUGAUUAUACUGUAAAUUGGUCUUUUGACCUUGCUUUGCUUUUUUUUCUGUCAUGUUUGCUCUGUUUUGUCAUUUGACGUUUUGCUGAUGCAAUUCUAUUUUUCUAUUUUUUUUUUUUUUUAAAGCAACUGCUUUAAAAGAAUAAAUAAUUGCAUUAAAAAAAAUCUCUGUCAAACAGAGUGUAGAGUGGAAAGGGAAGUGACAAAGGCAAUUCACACUUUAGAUACACAUAUCAAAGAGAAAAAAAAAAAUGCUAGCAGGGUACAGGGCCUCCAUUCCCAUUACAACCAGUAAGAGUGAGACUCAAAACCAAAAUCCUAGCAAGACUUAUUGGUACUGUAGGUUGUCAUGAUUUUCACAAUACUGAUUUAAAAUUGUCAUGGUAACCAUCAUUAAUACACACUGGUGCCUUUGCUAGCAGUUAGCUGUACCAUGCUAGUGUGCAGAUUGCUGUUGUGUAUCUAUUUGUGUUUCAGGUAAAAUGUCACUGAACGCUUUUAUACUGUAAAACUCACCAUUGCUUCAACAAUAACUACUGGUGCUCAUCAGCCUUCCAUGUUUCUUCAUUUAAAAGUUAAAUCAUAUUUUGCUGGGGUGUAAGUUAAGGUGUUUUUUCCACCUUAAAACAGUCCAGAUUCCAGAAGUUAAGUUGUGCCCAGUGGAUUUUAAAAAAAAAAUUAAAUAAAUCUAUUUUUGUAAUUUUGCACACCAGAAAAACAAGUGAGCAGAAUUCAGAAUGAAUCCUGUUUUAAUGAAGUUCAAUAUUCUGUUUUACUUGAAAGGCUUCUUUCUUUUUUUUUUUUUUUUUGGGAAAUCGGCAACAUUCAUUUGCUUCCCUGAAAACACUUUUUCUGCAAUUUAUUUUUUUUUUCUGAGAGAUAUGUGUGAAUGGAUUUUCAGCAAAUUAGGUUGUUUAACUUAUUGUCAAAAUUCAAUAAAAAUCUUUAUAAAAAUUAAA